AUGAGUUUGUUCAAUGGAUUAGCUGAUGAAUUCAGAACAACAAUCGACGACAUCCAAGAAAGGAUGGCCUCCAUGAGCACUCGAAUUGAAGUGACCAUGAAAGCCGUGGAAGGUGUCACGACUGGGCAAACUAAUGCAGGAUCCAACAAACUAAGGUUCCCAGACCCUAGAGCCUUCAAAGGGAAUCGGGACGCCAAGGAGUUGGAAAACUUCAUCUUUGAUGUCGAACAGUACUUCAAAGCCACAACGGCUUGUACUGACGACAAGAAGGUGACUGUAGCCUCGGUGUAUCUCAUAGACGACGCCAAACUGUGGUGGCGUACGAAGGUGCAAGACAUUGAGGAUGGAUUGUGCACCAUCGACUCAUGGGAGGACCUCAAGAAAGAGUUGAGGGAACAAUUCCUCCCCGAAAACGCAGGACAUAUAGCAAUGGAGAAAAUAGUAGCCCUGAAACAUAUUGGAAACAUACGAGAUUAUGUCAGACAGUUCUCAACCCUGAUGCUGGAUAUCAGGGGUACAGUAGAGAAGGACAAGGUGUUCUUCUUUAUAAAUAGUUUACAGCCGUGGGCCAAAACAAAGUUACAUGAGAACAAGGUCCAAACCCUAGCUGCCGCAAUGGCCUGCGCCGAGAGACUCCUAGACUAUGGGAACGAAGCGGGAUCCCAAAGAAGAAUGACACCGGCCCCAAACACUGGGGGAAAAACAUACAAGCCACCAGGUCAUCGAAAUGGAAGCCCCAACAGACCGAACGGAGGUAACGAUAGACUAAGCGGAUGGACGGAUAGACCUCCUCAGAACAAUCAAGCGGGGACAUUUCGAGGGCCUUACCAUCAAAGGAACCACCCGACGACACCUUUACAAUGCAUGCUCCCUCCAACGGAAAGUCGAACCGAAGGAGAUAAUAGAGAAAGGGCUCAUGUUCAUAGAUGCGACAAUAAAUUCUCGACCGAGCAAGAGCACUCUGAUAGACUCAGGAGCGACCCACAACUUCAUUGCCGAUCAGGAAGCCCGAAGAUUGGGACUACCAUAGGAAAGGACCCGGGGAAAAUGAAAGCUGUCAACUCCGAGGCCUUGCCUAUUGUGGGAGUUUCCAAAGGAGUCCCCUUCAAAAUAGGGGAUUGGAAAGGAGAGCUAGACCUUGUCAUGGUUCGCAUGGACGACUUCAACGUGGUACUUGGGAUGGAGUUCCUCCUAGAACACAAAGUCAUCCCAAUGCCACUGGCGAAAUGCUUGGUAAUCACCGAUCGCAACCCCACAGUAAUACGUGCAAGCAUCAAGCAACCAGGUAAUCUUCGAAUGAUCUCGGCCAUACAACUGAAAAGGGGACUCGCACGAGAGGAACCUACAUUCAUGGCCAUACCACUGAUGGAAGAAGCGACCACCGAAGAAACUGUCCUAGAGGAAAUCAAGGAAGUAAUAAACAGCUAUGUUGACAUAAUGCCAGAGAGCCUACCCCAAACACUACCACCUCGUCGAGGCAUUGACCAUGAAAUCGAACUCCUCCCAGGGGUUAAACCGCCGGCGAAGAACGCAUAUCGGAUGGCUCCGCCCGAGCUAGCCGAAUUGAGGAAACAACUAGAUGAGUUGCUGAAGGCGAGAUUCAUUCGCCCGGCAAAGGCACCUUACGGAGCCCCCGUACUGUUCCAGAAGAAGAAGGAUGAGACGUUGCGUCUGUGCAUAGACUAUAGAGCCUUAAACUAG
Messenger RNA from Cucurbita pepo subsp. pepo (vegetable marrow), 1701 nucleotides. NCBI's taxonomy places the organism in Eukaryota, Viridiplantae, Streptophyta, Magnoliopsida, Cucurbitales, Cucurbitaceae. The record is from RefSeq and is a predicted model, not a curated record.